GAUGCUGAUUGGACUGUCUGCAGCAAUCGAGCGCUCUGCUCGACUCGUCACUGUCUUUCAAGGAUAAAUGCACUGCCUAAGUGUCACUCUCAUAUUUGAGAAAAGUCGCGAUUCUUAGUUGUCUCUCCGUUAGUUUAGUGUGUUUUUGUGAGUCAUUCACAGUCACUUGUGUGCGGCUCAUGAAUGAAGAGCACAGUGGGGAUUAGAGGAACCGAAUUAUAUCUUGCCUAAAUCUUCAUCGAUUAUCUGUAUUAGCAACAUAAGGAAUCUACACAGCUCUACAAAAACAAACAGAGAAUGUUACUACAGUAUCUUUUCUUAAUGUUUUUAGAUGGUGCCUUUGGUGCAGAAACAGAUGAGACCGUGUCAGUGAUGGAGGGAGAUUCUAUUACUCUGCACACAAAUCUUACUGAAGUACUGAACGAUGAUACUAUACUGUGGCUGUUUGGACCUAAAGACUCCAUCAUAUCUCAAAUAACAAGAAAGACUGAUCUGACUUCAUUUUAUGUCACCGAAGAUGAGAGAUUCAGAGGCCGAUUGCAGGUGGAUCAACAGACUGGAACUCUCACCAUCAGAAAGACCAGAAUCAAACACACAGGACAAUAUAAACUCUCCUUCUCUAGAAGACAGACUACGAUCAAGAUAUUUCAUGUUGCUGUCAUUGAUGUGGUUGGUGAGACGGAUGGAGUGAAGUCGGUGUCAGUGAUGGAGGGAGAUUCUGUCACUCUACAGUAUGAUGUUUCUGAAGUACAGCGAGAUGAUCUGAUUGUGUGGAGGUUUGGAGAUAAAGGCCUCCUCCUGGCUAAAAUUGAUGUGGAAUCUAACAACACCUCAUUAAAUGAUGCUGAUGAGAGAUUCAGAGACCGACUGAAGCUCAGUGAAUCUAGAUCCCUAACUAUAAAGAACACCAGAACCACAGACUCUGGACUUUACGAAGUACAGAUCAGAGGCAGCGAGAGCUCGCAGCGAUUCCUUCUUUCUGUCAGUGCUAUUCCAGAUUCAGCUCAGUCUACAGGUUUUACAGCAGGGAUCGUUUUAGCUAUUCUGCUUGCGGCUGCAGUUGUAGCUGCUGUUGUGAUUCACUAUCGGCGCAAGAUCUCUGAUCUAGAAAAACAAAUGGGACCAAUUGAAGUGUCAGAUGGAGAUUUUGUCACUCUGGAGACUAAAACAGUCCUAAAUAAAGAUGAUAAGGUACAGUGGUAUUAUCACGAUGACAGCGAUCUCAUUGCUGAAAUCAGUCGAGGGACCAAAGGGACAUUUGAUGGUUUUGAUGAAAGAUUCAGAAGCAAACUGGUGCUGGAUUAUGAGACUGGAAAUCUCACCAUCAAUAACACCAUGAACAUUCACUCUGGGCUCUAUAUAUUAAAAAUAAGCAGCAAAACCAGAAAAAUCAACAGGAGAUUCACUGUUACUGUCAAAAUGAGGAAAGUGUUAGUGGAGAAGGGAGGUUCUAUCUCUCUAGAGCCCGGAACUGAUAUACAGGGAGCUGAUGAGAUACUGUGGACGUUUGGAGCUGAAAACUGUCUUGUUGUUAAAGCUGAUCCAGAAAUAACUAUUGGUAAGAGAUUUACAGACAGACUGGAGCUGAACGAGAGGACUGGAUCCUUGAUUAUCAGAAACAUAGAAACCGCAGACUCUGGACAUUUUAAACUACAGAUCAUCAACAGUGAAAAGACCACAUUCAGGAGAUAUAAUGUCUCUGUCACUAAAUCCACAGGAAAACAAGUGAAUGGAUCAGCAGCUGUAGAGAUGCCACUGUUGUAACCAUGAGGAUGUGGAUGGAGUGGAUGGGUGAUAAGUUCUGCCCACCAAUAUUAAUCACUGUGACAUCAUCAGCAUUUGCGCUCAAUACAUUUUUUUCUGAUUUUAGAAAAAGGAAAAAUGAACCACUGUGUUGUUGAGCCGUUAAACUUUUUUUAGAUGACAGGAAAUGUGUACGAAACUCUUUCAUAACCAACUAAACAACUGGAUACACAUCCCACUUAGUUUCUUCGAGGGGACAUAACGCAAACUAAUUCAGCCAAUCUCAUGUUAAUCUUGAGUACCUAUAUAGUAGUGUAGCAGUGUAGUAGUGUCCUUUAUAUCGCUUUCAAAGUCUUUAUUUUUAUCAGAUAAAAAAAAAAAACGUGUGUCAUGGGCAGAGCUAAAGAGUCACGAGCACAUUCAUGUUUUUAAAUACUCAUAUGCUGAUUACCAACAAAACACAGAAAUUUGAUGCAGUUUUACGUACCGCCUGAGGUUCCGACUCAUGACUGGGAUAAUUUAUUGGCUGGACCGCUCCAUCUUUGAGUAUCAAAUGAUCUGAAAU
Messenger RNA from Carassius carassius (crucian carp), 2308 nucleotides. RefSeq lists its product as uncharacterized. The transcript has 7 exons. Lineage: Eukaryota; Metazoa; Chordata; Actinopteri; Cypriniformes; Cyprinidae. The record is from RefSeq and is a predicted model, not a curated record. Bases 298 to 1764 code for a protein of 488 amino acids.